Messenger RNA from Eimeria mitis, 675 nucleotides. RefSeq lists its product as uncharacterized. The record is from RefSeq and is a predicted model, not a curated record. The transcript has 8 exons. NCBI's taxonomy places the organism in Eukaryota, Apicomplexa, Conoidasida, Eucoccidiorida, Eimeriidae. Bases 1 to 675 code for a protein of 224 amino acids.
AUGCGUGAAUGCGAGCAGGAAGUGAGCCCUGGAGGCAUCCGUUCGGACGGUAAAAAUAAGAAAGAUCUAUUUUCGCCGACAAGGACAUCUCGCAGGGAAAGAGCUGCACACGUCGUAGAUUCUUUAGUAGAGCGGGUGCUAGGGGUGGUCCCAGUUGGAUGGUUGGAUGGGCACGCAGUGGUGGCGGGACUGGCUGACGUGGGGUCUGGGAGGUGGAGGAGAGAUUCCGUCGAGUUUUGUGGGGCCUUGGGGUGUGUGGAGGGUCGGACCAGCCCUCUCCGCAUGUGUGAACGUUUGCGUCCAGGACAGCUGGGCGACCGUUGGCUGAGUAGUGCGUGGUUGCGUUUCACACGGGAUGUGGGCAUUGCGAGCAUCUGCAGAGGCGUCCACGACGCUGACAGUCGAUUUCUGACGAAUUGGGAAUUUUUUGUCGACCGUUUUAGCGGCGGCGACACUGUGGGGAUGGCGGAGGGGCGGCUUGACGCGCUGCAACAGGCGGGGGGAUGUUGGAUGGGUACGCAGUGGUGGCGGGACUGGCUGACGUGGGGUCUGGGGGGUGGAAGAGAGAUUCCGUCGAGUUUUUGUGAGGCUUUGGGGUGUGUGGACGGCCGCACCAGCCCUCUCCACAUGUGUGAACGUUUGCGUCUGUGCGACGGUGGCUCUGCAGAGGAGUAA